This is a messenger RNA of Monoraphidium neglectum, 1290 nucleotides long. RefSeq lists its product as hypothetical. The transcript has 6 exons. The record is from RefSeq and is a predicted model, not a curated record. Bases 1 to 1290 code for a protein of 429 amino acids. Lineage: Eukaryota; Viridiplantae; Chlorophyta; Chlorophyceae; Sphaeropleales; Selenastraceae.
AUGAGCCCAGCAGCGAGCACUUUAGCGGGGGCCACAAGCGCGGUCAAAGCAGCGGCGGGGCCGGGGGGGCAGGCGCUUGCCUGCCUGAUGGCGCGCGCCGCGGCCAAGGGCGCGCCGCGCGCGGCGCCGCCGGCUGCGGCCGCCGGCCGGCGCCUGGCGGCUGCGGCCGCGAGCAGCGGCAUGGUCAACGCGGUCGCGGGGCGGCGGGCGGCGCAGCAGCAGGAGCCCCCGGCCGAGGCCCCGGCCAACGUGUCGGCCAGCGAUGCGGAAGCCCUGCGGGCGGCCGUGGCGGCGGCGCUGGCAAAAGGCGGCCUCGUCAGCGAGACAAUGCUGCUGCCAGCCUACGACUACCUGAUCGGCCGCAUCACCUACGCCGCGUCGGAGGAGCGCCUGCGCGUCGCGCACGCGCUGGGCAGCGCGCCGCCCUUUGAGCUGCUGGGCAUCGACUGGGGCCUGGACUGCGUCGAGCGCGGACUGGACUACUGCAAUGGGGACAAUCGGGACGCGACAUACAUCACGUCGUGGCCUUUAGUCAGCCUGGACCGCCCCGGUCAGCGGCUGGUCCUGGCGGGCGUCAACCACGCCGCAUCAGGGACAGCCAGCUUCUGCAACGUUGCGCUGACGGACCCAAUCCAGCGGCGCGGCCUGACCGCCUUCGAGGACACCGGGCUGGUCGGCAGCGCGGACCGCUUCCUGAAGGGCACCCCCUACGAGUGGGCGUCCCCGCUGCUCUUCGCGGUCACCUUCAGCCGCGACUGCACAGGCAAGCGGCCGGCGAGCGGGUCGUUCCUGCCAUCCCCGCUGCUGCUUAUCGGCCGCGCCUACGCAAACCCCGCCACCGGCGUCGGCCCCGCGGGCGCGUCAUUACUCACAUUUCACUCCAUGGUGAUGACGCCCGCUGACGUGGCGCUGCCCGGCGACUCGCGGCCCAGAUACGACUAUCGGAUAUUUGCGACAGAGCCCGGAAAGAUCGGCGGGCUGGAAGGCGGCGCGGCGGGGUCCGCGGCCGCGGCGACUGCCGCCGUGGCGCGGCAGGCGGGGGCGGCGGCGCCGCCGGGGGCGUGCGUGAGGAGCGUGGUGGGGAUGGCGCAGUGCGCGUCGGGUUCGUGGCAGGCCUGCUGCGAGAUGUUGCAGGGGUGGGCGGCCGCGGGCUGCUGGUGCAGCCAGGAGGGGGACGUGCUGCUGGGCUCCAUGCCGGCGGUGCUGGGCCGCGCGGUGCUGUCCGCCCUCUCGGCCAGCUGCGGCCUGCCGCAGGCGCCGCGGACUUGCCCGGCACGCUACGGCGGGUGA